AAAAAGCAAAAGUUCCCAGCGCAGCAGCAGCUCUAGGCUGGUGAAGAUGGCGCUGCCUUGGAGCAGUGGCUUGCAAAAGCUGCUGCUGCUGCUAUUACAUGCAAGAGGAGAGACUGGGGAGUCUUUACUGGGAGGUCUGUUCUUGCAACUGGGAGGACUGGUUGGGCUGGGACCCCUCUGCCUCUUGCUCCUCUGCCCUGCGCCAACCUACGCUGCUUCUGCGCAUUCUGUGCCAGGGCAUCACCUUCCAACUGGUGGCCCCUUGAUCCUGGGCAUGAGGCUGGAGCAUAGCAACCGUCCAGCGCCGGAAAUCCAAGACUUUGGCAUCAUCCAGGUGUUGGAAGGUACUGAGAUCCAGUUGCGCCUCUAUGGCCUCCGCUUGCCCGACCGCAUCUAUGAAAUGGUCUCCUUCUCCGAAGUGAGCGCCAACCUCAGCCAUGCCAACGCCACCUGCCUGGAGAAGACCCAAGACGUGGUGGUCCAACAUCAGACGGCGCCCGACGGCAACCGGGAGACUUCAGCGGUGGUUUACGUCAAGGUGCAACUCCUCCGUAAAGCGGAGCAGUCCAAGCUCUAUGUCCUUUGCACCCGGACAGGACCAGACGACGCUUGGUCGCCGUUGGAGGGCAAGGAUGCCUACCUAAAGGUGAUGGAGGAAAAGAAGCAUCUCCUGCCCCUUUGGCUCCAGAUCAUCCUCAUCCUCUGCCUCUUGGUCCUUUCAGGGAUGUUCAGCGGGCUCAACCUGGGACUCAUGGCCUUGGACCCCAUGGAGCUGCGCAUCGUCCAGAACUGCGGCACGGAGAAGGAGAAGCGCUACGCCCGGAAGAUCGAGCCCAUCCGCCGCAAGGGCAACUACCUCCUCUGCUCGCUCCUCCUGGGCAACGUCUUGGUCAACACCACCCUCACCAUCUUGCUGGAUGACCUCAUUGGCUCCGGUUUGGGUGCCGUGGUGGCGUCCACCACAGGCAUCGUCAUCUUCGGUGAGAUUGUGCCGCAAGCGCUGUGCUCCCGCCAUGGCUUGGCAGUGGGCGCCAACACCAUCAUGGUGACCAAGUUCUUCAUGCUCUUGACCUUCCCGCUCUCCUUCCCGGUCAGCAAGCUCUUGGAUUGCGUCUUGGGCCAAGAGAUCGGCACCGUCUACAACCGGGAGAAGCUGGUGGAGAUGCUGAAGAUCACGGAGCCCUACAACGACCUGGUGAAGGAGGAGCUCAACAUGAUCCAAGGGGCAUUGGAGCUGAGGACCAAGACGGUCGAGGAUGUCAUGACGCCGCUCCAUGACUGCUUCAUGAUCAACAGCGACGCCAUCUUGGACUUCAACACCAUGUCAGAGAUCAUGGAGAGCGGCUACACCCGCAUCCCGGUUUUUGAGGAGGAGCGCUCCAACAUCGUGGACAUCCUUUACGUCAAGGACUUGGCCUUCGUCGACCCGGACGACUGCAGCACCUUGAAGACCAUCACCAAGUUCUACAACCACCCCGUCCAUUUCGUCUUCCACGACACCAAGCUGGAUGCCAUGCUGGAGGAAUUCAAAAAGGGGAAAUCGCACCUGGCCAUUGUCCAGAAGGUGAACAACGAAGGUGAAGGGGACCCCUUCUAUGAAGUGCUGGGACUGGUGACACUGGAAGACGUCAUCGAAGAGAUCAUCAAAUCGGAGAUCCUGGAUGAGUCCGAUAUGUACACUGACAAUCGCUCCAGAAAGCGAGUGAAUAACCAGAAGAACAAGAGGGACUUCUCCGCCUUCAAGGACAAUGACACAGAGUCCAAGGUGAAGAUCUCACCGCAGUUACUUUUGGCAGCUCACCGCUUCCUUUCUACAGAGGUGACCCAGUUCACCCCAGCCCUUAUUUCGGAGAAGAUCCUCCUCCGUUUGCUCAAACACCGCGACGUCAUCAAUGAGCUGAAGUUCGACGAAGAGAACAAGAAGGCUCCCCAGCACUUUCUGUUCAUCCGGAACAAGCCAGCUGACUACUUCAUCCUCAUCCUCCAGGGCAAAGUGGAGGUGGAGGCUGGGAAGGAGAACAUGAAAUUUGAAACCGGACCUUUCUCCUAUUAUGGGGUGAUGGCUUUGAACCCAAUCGUCACAACAAUUUCAGAGGUGCGUUCUCCAUCUCACCUGAGCAACCUGAACCGCUCGGCAUCGCUCUGCUACCAUGAGCGCUCCGAUUCCAUCUCCUCCACCUUCAGCGGCAGCAACAACCAGCUCAGCGCCAGCGCCAGCUCACAGUACAUCUCGGACUUCGGCGUCCGUGCCCUUACGGACCUGCAAUAUAUCAAGAUCACCCGUCUCCAGUACCAAAAUGGCCUCAUGGCCUCGCGUCUCGAGAGUUGCCCCCAGUCCCCCGAAGGCGGACCCCCAAAACUGGACACCUCCUUGUCAGAAAAGGGAGACGCCUUGGGGGUGACCGAUGAAACGACCAGCCUUUUGAACGAGAGGAACUGCCAACACAAGACCAACCACAGCCCCUCGGACAACGUGGUCUGACCCCGGCUUUGGGCGACCGGGCUUGGACCCCAGCUCGCCAGAGGCUCACCUUCCCUUCCAAAGACACACCAGUGCCCAUGACGAAAGGAUUUGGGAGCUCCUGACCCCCAACAGACCUCAGGUUGCAGUUGCAACCAGGGAGAGACACAACUUUCCAACAUCGCGGUCUUCUCUAAGCCACCUCCUGAUCUUCUCUUAUCUGCGGCGGGAUGGAUUUUGAUCCCUUUUAAGGGAAUUAUUUGACCAACUUGCUUGGCUGCCGAUGACAAGGUUCUGGAUGCUAAAGGGAAUCCUGGUUACGGAGUGUCAGAUUCCCCCUAACCAAACAAAUCUGCUACAAUCCGGAUUCACCCCGGUUUGCAUUCCGGCAAAGAUUUGGGAAAUGGGGGGAAUUAGCUACCCAGAGGAUAUUACAAAGGGAGCUCACUUGCUGCUGUUUUUCUAUGCUGGCUUUUUUUUAAUUAGAAAAAAAAGUUGAAAGAAACUUACGGAGAUCACACAACCUCCGCGUCCAGGUCUGCGCGGAAGGGAGCCUUUCCAUUCCAAAAACUGCGAUUCUGGUUUUCUCUUCCGCAACUGAAGGCUUGGAAGGGGCAUCGGUCCCUCGACCUCCGUUCCAGGAGCCCAUCGGUACAGAGACUGCCCAAAACUCACCCGGCGGAAAUGAAAACGGUAGCCAUAGCCAUAAACAGCCGUCUGUGGAUAAGUCAGGAAUCUUUUCGCCCCCAUCUCAGGGAGUUCUGAAUCUUGUAUGUUGUCUAUGGAGAUGUUCUAUUUUGCUUCUGUUUUUUAAAAAAUCAAAGCACAUUAGGGAUCGGAGAGAAGCGUCUGACAAAGUAUCGGGGAACUAGGUUGGGUUGAAAAGUUGGUGGGAUCUAUCUGCCCCUGCGCUUUGCCUCUAUUUCUGGGCCAUCGCCUUUUCCUCCCUUCGUGUUUAGUUCUCUGUCGGUUCCAGGAUAAUAAUGUCGCAUCGCGAGGAGUCGUAAUAAAACCAAGCGAUACUAAAACCAGUAGGAUCCCAAGAGCGGUGGGAUGAAAUGGUCUGAAGCUUGGGAAACAUUACUUUUUUGCGCCACAAAAAAGAUGUAAUCCAGAACAGCAACAACAAAAAGUUACUUUUCCAAGCUCUGAAACCCCCUGCCUUUUAAAAAACUAUGGCAGUGUCAACCUCCCUGCACACAGAAACAUAGCACAACAGGGGAAAAGCCUAGAUUAGAGCUUUUCUCCCCAAUGUGCUCCUUUUUUCUCCUUGCCUUGGCAAGGAGGUAUGUUCUUAUUGUUGGAUAGUGGGAUAUUUACAGUGGGGAAGAUUUGGCAAUGAUAUCCCCUUGCUUUCAGUCUCAAACGGUACUGUCCCUUCUGCCACUACGUGUCCAGAUUGGGCCAAGGAAAUGAUUCCAAAGAAAUAUAUUUAAUGAAUAAAGAAUAUAUUAAAUAAAUUCCCCCAGGCUUCUGAUUUCAAGGUACCCUGUAGCUCCGGUUAAACAGUAGCAGAACUAGUUCUGGGAUAUGCUUCGUGGCAUCAUCUGCUUUUGCAAAAUUGGAGGUGGGAUGGGUCUUGGAGGACUGGAUUUGUCUACUUAGCUAUAUCACUUCUGAGAUGAUAAUAGUUUUCUUGUGGGGUUUUCGGGCUAUGUGGCCAUGUUCUGGAAGAGUUUAUUCCUGAUGUUUUGCUGGCAUCUGUGGCAGUGGCAUCUUCAGAGAUAAGAAUAAAUGUAUACAGCCUUUUGUUGAUGGUGGACAGAAUGCAAUCCAUGGGUGUCACGCAUCCCCUAGCUCACUUUUGAGCCCCCUUAAGCCCCUAUCCCUCCCUCACCCCUAGUUUUUUCUUUUAAAAAUGUAAUUUUGUGAGCAAUUCUUUGCCUGAAAAUUGCACGGAAAAUCUCACCAGCCACACAGCCUCCCCCAGAACUGCCCUGCUACCUUCAGAUAUCUGUGGCACAACUUCACUUGCUCUCAUCAUUUUGAGAGAGAGUCUAUAGGAAAACAGGCAUUACGGCUUGCUUUAGGUGGGAUGUAAUCCAUGGCAAGGCCCCCCUCCAUGCAGUUGCCCAUUCCCGAACUAAAUUGAUCUCGGUACAUAGAGAGUUCUUGGCACACCUUUGAGACUCACUGAAAGAAAGAAAUUGGCAGCCUGAGCUUUCCCAGGCUUCAGUCUACCAAUUCCAUGCUGCCAACUUCUUCCUUUCAGUGAGUCUCAAAGGUGCUACAAGAUCUCUCUGUGCACUGAUUCUACAGACUAACAUGGCUAUAGCUUUGAAUUCUACCUAAAUUGAUCUCAGUUUGCCAUUUGAGCCAAGGAGAGACCAGUCUUUCAUUGACACAUUUGAUAGUAAAUUCACAAAUGCAACGUCUCGAAGCAUAACUGUUUUGGUUUGGAACAUCUGGUUUGGAACAUUACUUUUUUGGUUGAGCAUGGCCACUUUCCCAAGCAAUGCUGGACUAGCAAUUUGGGUUCAACGUACAAGUGUUGUCCUGUUGCUGUUGUUGUGUGCCUUUGAGUUGUUUCUGAGUCAUGGUGACCCUAAGGCAAACCUAUCAUGGGCUUUUCUUUUGUUCGGAGGAGGUUUGCCAUUGCCUUCCCCUGAGGCUGAGAGAGUGUCACUUCAUGUGGAGGACUGGCCCAGACAAAGCAAUGGGUCUGUUCAGUAGGCAGGCAAAAGGGAAUCGGCAAAAGUACCAUACACCUAUUUUGCAAAAGUGCACCCAUUUUGCUUUUGUUCAUCUUGAACCUAGGCAGGCACCUUAUAGGCCUCUAGACUUUGCUGAAUGGCAGCUUGCACCAUCUCCCAUGAUGUUGGCAAGAGUUGAUGGAAGUUGUAGUCCAUCAACAUCUGGAGGGCUGUGCGUUGCCCAUCCACACCCCCAAUAUAAACAGUUCUAGUGUGUGAAUAGCAAUUGCAAGAAUGGGGACCCAACUUUGCAACAAACAUUACUGUGCAAAUGUCAGUUGGACACACUUCUCUCCUUGUAUAUCAGAGGGCCCUUCGAGAUUGUCUCUCUGUGUUUGUGUAUCUGUGUGUAUUCAUCCUGUACUUUAGCGUACAAAAUUCAGAAACGUCUAAAAAAAUGCAGAUUGCGUCUCCCUUAUCCAAAAAGCUUGGGGCCAGAAGUGGUUUGGAUUUUGGAAGGGUUGUCAUUUUGGGGUUUUGGAACAUCUAUAUUUGCACAGACAGACGUAAUGAGAUGUUUUGGAGAUGGAACCCAAGUCUAAACACAAAAUUCAGUUGUGUUUCAUAUACACCUAUUUUGGAUAUUUUGGGUUUUGCGAUUCCGGAUAAGAAAGGCGCAACCUGUACUGAUAAAACUGAAAUAAGAUAAGUAAAUAUAACAAUGGUUUUGGACAUUGGGAGAGAUGGACCUGAUAGAGCCUGGCUUGCCAUGGUUAACCUUCUAGAUCUACCACCUUCUACCAUCCAUGGUUUCUACUCCAUCAAUAAUAAUAAUAAUAAUAAUUCAGGAUAAGGGAGAUGUAACUUGUACUGAUAAAACUGAAGUAAAUUAGGUAAACAGCAACAAUAGCAACAACAACUAUUCUGGACAUUGGGACCAGAUGGAGCCUGGUCUGUCCUUUUUAACCUUCUAGAUCUACCACCUUCAACUAUUCAAUGGUUUUUACUCCAUCGUUAUCACCAAUAAUAAUAAUAAUAAUAAUAAUAAUACAAACAUAAAGCACUAUUUGGUCAGUAGCUAAAUAGCAUAGAAGGAAAAGCCGAGAAGAGGAAAAUCUGUAAGUGGUUGCAGACCAGUGGUCCAUUCGCACUACAGAAUUAUUGCACUAUUGUUCCACUUUAACUGGCAUGACCAGCCUCCUAUGAAAUCCUGGGGUUCGUAGUUUAGGAAGGGGAUUUUGCCAGUCAUUUCUUCCAACAUUCCCACUUUCGGCAUUUGCUCCUGAGCUUGCAAUGGGGAAAAAUACUUUAUAUUCUUAUUUAUGGCUCUCCGAAAAGUAAUGUUUCCGGCUGUAGUUUAUUCAUAGCUGGGGAAGGAGUGGGAACCAUUGGCCUUCCAGAUAUUUCUGAUUUCAGCUCCCAGAAGCCUCCUCCAGCAGAGCCACUGGUAAGGGAUUAUGGGAGCUGUAGUCCAAAACCUCAUUUCUCCAAUCCCACUUCAAAGCAAUACUUAAUUUGAGAAAUCGGGGCAGUGCUUUUGCCCAAAUGCUUUCCUUUAAAGAAAAAGCAAAACUAUGCAAGGAGUCAAGAACUAUCAGGUCUGCUUUCAAAAGGAGUAAGGGUUGUGUUGUUAGCCAAUAACGCAAUAGUGGGGGAUAAUGGGAGUUGUAGUCAAGCAAUAUCAGAAGGGCUCCACAGCCAGGGAAUGGCAUCCAUUUUCCCUUCCUUUGGGGAUAUCUAAAAUGGAUAUUGAAACGAUUUUCUUGGGAUCUAUGUGCUUUAAUUUAAUUUGACCGCAAUAGACGUUCUUCAUCCGAAUGUAGCUUUCUGUUGGGUUUCUCACAUUUCCGUUUUGUGCGGCAGGAGAUUGUUGGGGUUAUAUUUUCCCUUUUUUCAACUGUUAUGGUUAUUAUUGUUACUAUUAUUAUUCCUAAGGAAAGCACAAGUGGUCUCUCAACAUUUGCCCCUUUGCGGGUGACAAUGAUGUGUAACUUAUUGUAUUAUUGUUAUUAUAAAUAAUGUUUUGUUUCCUGAUUUUAAAAGUACAGAACACUUAAAACUUAAGAUCCUGGCUCCCUCCGGGGAGGUAUGCUUUUUAAAAAAUGACAAUAAAUGAUACCAAAUCAAAAAAGGUUA
Sceloporus undulatus (fence lizard) is the source of this 7230-nucleotide messenger RNA. RefSeq names its product cyclin and CBS domain divalent metal cation transport mediator 4 (gene CNNM4). Gene Ontology annotation, cellular component: plasma membrane. Gene Ontology annotation, biological process: magnesium ion homeostasis; magnesium ion transport. The transcript has 7 exons. Bases 47 to 2482 code for a protein of 811 amino acids. Lineage: Eukaryota; Metazoa; Chordata; Lepidosauria; Squamata; Phrynosomatidae. The record is from RefSeq and is a predicted model, not a curated record. Gene Ontology annotation, molecular function: magnesium ion transmembrane transporter activity; sodium ion transmembrane transporter activity.